This is a messenger RNA of Pristis pectinata (smalltooth sawfish), 6311 nucleotides long. RefSeq names its product MCC regulator of WNT signaling pathway (gene mcc). Lineage: Eukaryota; Metazoa; Chordata; Chondrichthyes; Rhinopristiformes; Pristidae. Gene Ontology annotation, molecular function: calcium ion binding. The record is from RefSeq and is a predicted model, not a curated record. The transcript has 19 exons. The coding region runs from base 4 to 3012 and encodes 1002 amino acids.
GUGAUGAGCGCGAGUAGCGGCAGCAGUGACACUUCGAGCACCGGGGAGGAGGAGAGGAUGAAACGCCUUUUUCAGACUUGUGAUGGAGAUGGCGAUGGCUACAUCAGCAGGAAUGAUUUGCUUAUGGUGUGUCGACAACUGAACAUGGAGGAAUCAGUCGCUGAGAUUAUGCAUCAGUUGGGAGCAGAUGAGAAUGGGAAGAUUUCCUUUGAGGAUUUUGCACGUUGUCGUAUGCAGUUGGUGUCUGAAAUAAGAAAAGAAGAAGGAGAACUUUCAGUUAAGUCGGAUGAAUGUUGCAAAAAAAGAAAAUUACGAGAUCGAAUAGCUUCAUGGCCAACCAGCAGUGACAACAGUCUUGGUGCAAUGUCGGGAGCCAGAGAGAGCUGGGAGUAUGAUUCUGGAGCCCGGGAUCUUCAGAGCCCAGAGCUACAUACUCAUCCAACCAUUCAGAAACUAUUAGAAUAUGGAGGUGUUAACCUGGAUCAGCAAAUCGUUCUGCAGAAACUCUUAUCACAGGCUUCAAGCUUGAGCCAUCCAAUGAGUGGAGGUUACUUGGAGCUAGCCAACACAUUACACUUGGCAGCUCUGGCAUCAUUAAAGACAGACAUAGUUGAUCUCAAUAAAAGACUCCAGCAUACAGAACGGGAGAGGGACUUAUUAGAAAAGAAGCUGGCUAAAUCCCAGUGUGAACAAUCUCAUCUGAUGAGAGAACAUGAAGAUUCUCAGGAACGGACAACGCUACGCUAUGAAGAACGCAUUACUGAACUUCAUAGUAUAAUUGCAGAGCUAAAUAAGAAGAUUGACAGGCUGCAGGGAACAACAAUAAGAGAAGAAGAUGAAUGUUCAGAUUUGCGAUCAGACCUUAGCCACAGCCAACUCGAAGCAAACGAAGAUUCCAGAAGUGUGGAUCAGGAUCAGACCUCUGUCUCUGGGCCUGAGAACCAGUCAAUGAUGGUCUCUGCAGAUAUAGAUACCUGUAGUGACCUCAAUUCAGAGCUCCAGAGGGUGUUGACUGGGCUGGAAAAUGUAGUUUGUGGAAGGAAGAAGAGCAGCUGCAGUCUCUCAGUAGCAGAAGUAGACAGACAUAUCGAGCAACUCACUACUGCCAGUGAGCAUUGUGACCUAGCUAUAAAGACCGUAGAAGAGAUUGAGGGAGUACUGGGACGUGAUUUCUACCCAACUCUUGCUGAAGAGAGAUCUCGAUGGGAAAAGGAGUUAGCAACUCUUCGGGAAGAAAAUGAAAGCCUCACUGCUAUGCUGUGUGGCAAAGAGGAAGAUCUGAAUAGAACAAAGGCCACCAUGAAUGCUAUUCGUGAGGAAAGAGAUCGGUUGCGUCGGAGGGUUCGAGAGCUGCAGACACGUUUACAAAGCUUGCAAGCAUCUGGCCCAGCCAGUCCAAGUCGGCUGGCUGCAACCAAUCGACCAGUCAACCCCAGUACUGGUGAACUCAGCACCAGUAGUAGCAGUAAUGAUAUCCCUAUAGCGAAGGUUGCUGAACGAGUAAAGUUGUCUAAGACUAGGUCUGAAUCUUCAUCUUCAGAUCGACCAGUUCUGGGAUCAGAGAUCAGUAGUAUUGGAGUGUCCAGUAGUGUGGCAGAGCAUCUGGCCCAUUCUUUGCAAGACUGCUCCAAUAUUCAAGAAAUAUUUCAAACUCUGUAUUCUCAUGGAUCAGCUAUUUCUGAAAGCAAAAUCCGUGAAUUUGAAGUGGAAACGGAAAGGCUAAACAGUCGUAUUGAACAUUUAAAAUCACAAAAUGAUCUCUUAACCAUUACCUUGGAAGAAUGCAAGAGCAAUGCUGAACGAAUGAGUAUGCUGGUUGGUAAAUAUGAAUCCAAUAGUACAGCAUUAAGACUUGCACUACAGUACAGUGAACAGUGCAUAGAAGCCUAUGAGUUACUAUUGGCCCUAGCGGAGAGUGAACAAGGACUCAUUCUGGGCCAGUUCAAAGCUGCAGGCGUUGGAUCUGUUGGUAAAAAUCAUCUUAUCACAGGUGAUCAAAAAGGUGAAGAAAACAAAACAAUGAUGUUAAAGAGAGCACAUGACUGCAGGAAGACAGCAGAAAAUGCUGCAAAAGCACUACUGAUGAAACUUGAUGGUAGCUGCGGUGGAGCAUGCACUGUAACAGGAUGUAAUAUACAGCCUUGGGAAAGUCUGUCUUCUCAUAGUCACACCAGUACUACAAGUUCAACUGCUAGUAGCUGUGAUACAGAAUUUACAAAAGAAGAUGAACAGAGAUUGAAGGAUUAUGUUCAGCAGCUAAAGAAUGACAAAGCAGCAGUCAAGCUAACCAUGUUAGAGCUAGAAAGUGUUCAUAUUGACCCACUUAGUUAUGAUGUUAAAACACGGGGAGACGGCCAACGACUUGAUUUGGAGAAUGCAGUUCUAAUGCAAGAACUCAUGGCCAUGAAGGAGGAAAUGGCAGAACUUAAAGCCCAGCUUUACUUGAUGGAGAAGGAGAAGAAAGCACUUGAAUUGAAGCUUAGCACACGAGAAGCUCAGGAACAAGCUUACUUGGUUCAUAUUGAGCACCUGAAAUCAGAGGUGGAAGAGCAAAAGGAGCAACGUAUGCGAUCUCUCAGCUCAACCAGCAGUGGAGGAAAAGAUAAACAAGAUUGUAGUGAUGAAGUAACACAUACUGUAUCACUAGCUGAACUCAGAACAUACAAUGACAGUGAACUUGCAGUUGAACUAACAAAUGGAUUGAGGCGAGAGAAAAAACUGAAAUCUCGUGUGCAGGAGCUGGUAACUGCUUUAGAAAGAAUGACAAAAAGCAGUGAAGUGCGACAUCAGCAGUCUGCAGAGUUUGUUAAUGACCUCAAACGAGCGAACAGUAACUUAGUAGCAGCAUAUGAGAAAGCAAAGAAGAAACAUCAAAACAAACUGAAGAAACUGGAAGCGCAAAUGAUGGCCAUGGUGGAGAGACAUGAGACACAAGUGAGAAUGCUAAAGCAAAGAAUUGCGCUGCUUGAGGAAGAAAACUCUAGACCUCAAACAAAUGAGACAUCACUUUAAAAAAAAAAUGUACAAAUGGUGUCAAUGUUGUAAAUUAUCUACUACAUUUAUUCAGAAGACAUCAAUACGAAGAUAGGAGAAGUAAUAUUGGCACCUUUAUCACAUCGAUGUGAAUUUACCCAACUGUCACAUUUGAAGCACCAGCACAAUAUUAUGGAGAAACAGGAUUUUCCAUAACAUGUCACACAUGGCAUCUGACACCAAUAAAUCACUUCUUAGAUGUGCCUGCAAAACACUUUUGCAUUUUAACAGAAACACGCAUAUUUUAAUGUCUGAAUAUGGCAAAUGGGCAUCCAUAAUUUUCUUAGAAAACAGCUGGUUUUAUCACCAUUUUGUACCAAAUAGGCAAAUAACUGUAUUGUGAGAAUUUGAGCAUGUAAUGGAUGCUGCUGCUGCUUUAUUUUCAGUUGUCAAUGUUACAUUCAAAUUUAUGAAAAUUACAUACUGUUUCCAGAAAAAGCCAUCCUCAUUAUACAAUAAGAAGAUUUGCAUUUUAACUGCAAAAUUGACAUCGUUUGAAAUAAUUCUUGUGAAAACUGUUAGUAACUGUUUCAUUUGAUAUUGAUACAAAACAGCGAGUAUGGUAAGUUAGCUGAAAAAAUUGCUCUAAUCCUUACAAGACAAAUUUAUUUAAUUCUUUGAAGGUUUGUAUGGAUUUUAAUGUGCUGCACUUCAGUGCAAUAUAUAAUUAGGCAAAUUCCAAUGGUUACAUACAGAAUGGAUCACCUUAUAGUUAAAAAUGGACUAUGGCAAUAUCAUCCUUAAUCUUUUACUUUAGAGACACCAAUUGAAUUUGUUGUUCAUAACUUUAUUCAAAUGGUCCUUUUACUACAAUUAAUUUUGCCUUGGACACAGAUGACUUGAGGCUUGGAUAUUCACAUUUUGAGUCAAAAUAACCCAAGACUUUGACAGAAAUAGAUCAGAACUGGCCAAAUUGGUUUGAUCAAUACACAUGCAAAAUUAGUGUAAAUCAUCUUUUAAUUUGAUAACGCCACAUAAGGCGAGUAUAUUUAACCAUACAGAUGAGGGGAAAAAGAACAGUGGGCUCUUUUCCUUUAGGGGACCAGUUAUGUAACUACAAAGCCCCUCUUUCCAGGUUUAUAUCAUGUAAUUUCUAGGCAACUUAAGGUAGUUUUUUUUCCCCCUCUUUCUCAUUGGAUUAGUUGUGAGAAGUUUCUUAAACAUUGUUCAAUUACCUUUGAUAGCAUGUUUAAGAAAUCUUUCUUGCUGAAUAAGAAGAUAUGAUUGAUGCCUCGAUUGGUUCAUCUCCAAAGAGGCUUGGAAUUCUAUAAGAAUUUCAAACUGGCAGAUAUUAAUUAAGCAGAAAAGAAGUAAUUUAAUUAAACAAUCCAAUAGACCUCUAGAUUUCCUGAUUAUUGCAUUGGAUGAGAAGGUUCAUGUUCCUGUUAAUGAAUAUUCAACACCAUGGCCUAAACAGGCAGCAUUUGAAUUACUUUUGAAGAAAAUUUGCUGAUCUUUUAGACGUACAUUCCAAAAUAUUAAACCUGUUCCAAUACAUACCAAUUUUACUAAUGUAAAGACCAGUUCACUCCUAGGUAAAGUUCCUUCACUUAAUGAUAGACUUGCAUUUAUUUUAUAACUGUUGACAUCCCAAAGUAUGUUUUAGACAAUGUAGUACUUUUGUAGUCUCUGAUGUGAUCCAGAAAAGGCAUAACCCUAGUCUGAAGAUCAUGUCUUUUGAUAUCAAAUCAAGAUGAAAAAGGUCUUACAUAAAUCUGAAAGUAACUUUGAUAUUUGAACUGCUUUACUUUGGGACAACUAUUUUUAGCUUCAGUCCUCAAAUCAUAUUCAGUCAAAUAUUACAUCAUUUUUGAUACCAGUUGGGACAAGUUAGGAGAUGAACGAUCACAGUAUAGUGUGGAAUUCUGCUUAAAAAUAUAUAUGUAUUACAAUUUUGUGCAUGCAUCUCUCUUCAUCCCAAUGCAGACUAGUGCGCUUACCUUAUUAUGAGAUGCAGAUGAGAAAAGGUUAUCUUCAAUAAUAAGAUAUAAAAAUACAGCUUUAACUCGCAUUUAAGCAAUAACUUUUUCUAAAGUUAAGGUAUGCUUCACAUGCCAUAUUCUCUCUUUGCAAAUAUAUAAUUCCUUUUGAAUGAGUUAUUUGUCUUGUCUUAAAACUAAACAUGUAUCUGCUCAUAAAUUUAAAGUAAACAUUGCAAGGGAAGUGGGACUUACUAGUCUCAUGAGAAAAUUUAUAGCAGAUACCUUGUAUGAAUUAAGGAUGUUUUAAAUGGUCCAGGUUGUAAACAUGGGGCUAACAGUUAUUUGUUUUAGUUGUUUUCCUUAUUGACCAACCUAAAUAAUCAGUGUUAUAUGGAAUACACUAUUUGAAAAAUCACCUAAAGGUGAGUGCAUGUAAACAAAUUUUCUGUUUUCACUUCAAUGUAAUAAUUGUCCAAAAUGUUUUAAUAUGUUUGAAAAUUGUUUUUUCAGAAAAUAUUUUAAUUAUUUGUAAAUUACUGCAAAAGAAAUUUGUUUUAUUUAUACUAAAAAUAGAAUGUGAGUUAACAUCACAGGAGGUUAUUUAUUCCCCAAGUAAAAUUCAUAUUUCACACUUAACUUUGUUCCAGUUCCACAUAGAAGGCAAUUACUGCUCUCCAAUAAUAUCAGACGCCAAGAAAUGAGGUAAAGCAAAGUGAAUUCCAUCUUUGAUUUUUAUCAGUUGAAUGUCUUUUAUUGUGUUUCGUUGGAGUGACAUUUCAAACCAUCUGUUCCCAGUCAGCUACUCAUCAGGUUAUAAAAUAUGGAACAAGAUAGGAGGGGGAUUGAGAUGCGCUAGUAAAUUAAUACAUUUCUUCCCUGGUUUUAUUUAUUAUGCAUUUAGUAUUAUCAGUUGAGUAGGUUACCAUUUUGUACGUUAUGUACCCCUUCAAAUUGUACAUCAUGUUGUACAAAUUGAAGGGGUACUUUGUUCAAAGCUGGACACAGGGCAGAAUAAAAGGAAUGCCACAAAUCAGGAUGUCAAAUAUGUAUAACAACUUGAAUGACUUAUUAAUUUAAAUAUGUUUUGUAACAAAAUUAUCUUCAUUGCAUUUACGUGUAAAAUGUCCAAAUGCUGGCAUCUACAACAUAUUAGUUCCAAUUCCGUUAGAAUUAAUUUCUGAGAACUUGAGCACCUCUAGUCUUUGAAGGUAUGAUGGUUUAUAACUCCUAUUGUAUGUUUAUAUUUUUUAGUUUUCCUAGUUGCUGUAAAAUGUAAAACAAUUUGUUUUGUAUAGAAUUGUACAAACUCUGCAUUUAUUUAUAUGAAGAGACAUUUAUAAUACUUGUUAUUUUGCA